AUGGCUGGUUUCCACCACCCCGGGGAUCCUUAUUUUCCCAAUCAGGGAAAUAACGGGUGGCUGGAAGAACCAGAAGAGGAACCAGAGGAGGAACCUGAAGAAGACCCAGAAGAAGAUGAAGAACCAGAAGAAGAGCAUGAAGAGGAGCCCGUGGGAGGACCAGCGGAACCAUUGGUCGACUUGGACGAGGAGGAAGUAGAGGGCGACGACUUAGAUGACUCGGACACAGGGUUCGAAGUCAUCAACCCUCUAAAGAUGCCUCAAAGACCCAACCGUGGAAACAACACAACACCAACCUUGUCGAAAAUAAACUCAGUUGCAUUCCAAGUAGCAGUGUAUGUUGCAGUCACUACAGCACUUGCGCAGAUUCGCAAUGGAAACAACGAAGAAGGCAACGGACAGGGAACCGGAAGCACAAAUCAAGGAACAAACCACAGAGCCACAUGA
Molecule: messenger RNA, 447 nt
Organism: Lactuca sativa (garden lettuce)
Lineage: Eukaryota; Viridiplantae; Streptophyta; Magnoliopsida; Asterales; Asteraceae
Source: RefSeq, a predicted model, not a curated record